GUUCCUGAUCGGAUAACCUUCCUCCCCACUUCCCGGGGGCAUCUGCAACCAGGAAGCCCUUCCCGAGCGUGGGGAGGGCGCGCGUCGUUUUCCGGCUUUCCGGACUCUUCGGAGGCAAGAUGGCGUCGAGUAGUGGGGCUAAAAACUUAGACUUCCGUCGAAAGUGGGACAAAGACGAAUAUGAGAAGCUUGCAGAGAAACGACUUACAGAAGAAAGAGAGAAGAAAGAUGGCAAACCAGUGCAGCCUAUCAAGCGUGAGCUUCUGCGGCAUCGAGAUUACAAAGUGGAUCUGGAAUCCAAAUUGGGGAAAACUAUUGUUAUUACCAAAACUACUCCUCAGUCUGAGAUGGGAGGGUAUUAUUGUAAUGUAUGUGACUGUGUAGUGAAAGAUUCCAUCAACUUCCUUGAUCAUAUCAAUGGCAAAAAACAUCAGAGGAACCUUGGUAUGUCCAUGAGAGUAGAGCGUUCUACUCUGGAUCAGGUGAAGAAACGUUUUGAAGUGAACAAGAAAAAAAUGGAGGAGAAGCAGAAGGAUUAUGACUUUGAGGAGAGGAUGAAGGAGCUCAGAGAAGAGGAGGAAAAGGCCAAAGCCUACAAAAAGGAAAAACAAAGGGAGAAGAAAAGGAGGGCAGAGGAAGACUUGACAUUUGAAGAAGACGAUGAAAUGGCUGCUGUAAUGGGUUUCUCUGGUUUUGGCUCAACUAAGAAGAGCUACUGAUUAGCCAGAAACUGUAUUUUGAAUGGCUACUGUUUAUGCCCUGAUGAUGGUUCAAAAUCCCAGAAAGCCUUUGCAAAGAAUUUGUAUCUAAAUAACCUGAUACAAGUUGGGAAACAAUUCCACAUGUCCCACGUGGGGCUGAUUCUACCCUACCAUAAUUAAAACUUCCCUGGUUGAACAGAUAGCACCACAUUUUUGCCUAUGUGUUGAUAACUUUAAAUCCCAAAUAAAAAUACUAUCAAAUAAUAUCUCCCCUCCCUUGAUCCCCUGACAAUAUUUAAGGAUACAUCUUUUUUCAAGAUCUGCUUGAAAUGCCCACACACUUUCACACAGAAUUCUGUGGUGAUUAUAGAAUAAUUUUUAAGCACGAAAUUUCUCUUGGCCUUGUCUACAGCUGCAGUUUUCUGGUGCAAGUUCUGCUUGCUUUUUACUUUGUAUUAUGUGCAUGAGAGAUGUGCUACUGGGUAUGCUUUUUUCUUUUAAUAAACUCAUAAAAAUCUA
Messenger RNA from Pseudonaja textilis, 1220 nucleotides. It is a transcript of the gene ZMAT2, whose product is annotated as zinc finger matrin-type 2. The record is from RefSeq and is a predicted model, not a curated record. Lineage: Eukaryota; Metazoa; Chordata; Lepidosauria; Squamata; Elapidae. Gene Ontology annotation, molecular function: nucleic acid binding; zinc ion binding. Gene Ontology annotation, biological process: mRNA splicing, via spliceosome. Gene Ontology annotation, cellular component: U4/U6 x U5 tri-snRNP complex; spliceosomal complex.